Molecule: messenger RNA, 1659 nt
Organism: Colletotrichum higginsianum IMI 349063
Lineage: Eukaryota; Fungi; Ascomycota; Sordariomycetes; Glomerellales; Glomerellaceae
Product: amidohydrolase
Exons: 1
Coding region: 1-1659 (552 amino acids)
Molecular function (GO): hydrolase activity, acting on carbon-nitrogen (but not peptide) bonds
Source: RefSeq, a predicted model, not a curated record
AUGGUAGCCACUCAGCAUAUCGUCUUCCGGAACGGAAAGUUCUUCCGCUCGAACAAGGCGCCGCCGGGCGUGAGGUCAGAAGCCAACUUCGCGGAAUCCCUGGUUGUCAAGGACGGCGUGAUCACGUAUGUCGGGGAGGCCUCGGCCGCGGAGGUGAGGGCGGCAAUCGUCGAGGGGGCCCAGGUCCGCGACGUGGGCGGGCGCACCGUCCUCCCCGGUCUGGUCGAUGGGCACAUCCACCUGACGCAGCUCGGCCAGACCCUCCAGAAGCUGAAGCUCGACGACUGCAAGAGCCUCGAGGACAUCAGGCGGACCAUCCGGGACUACGCCGCCGCCAACCCGGACCACAAGCGCAUCUUCUGCAGCGGCUGGAUGCACUUCAUGACGCCCGAGGGCGCCCUGGCCGCGCUCAUCGACGACCUGGACCCGCGGCCCAUCCUCAUCACGGCCAAGGACCUGCACUCGACGUGGGCCAACACGGCCGCGCUGAAGGAGCUGGACCUGGACAGCGAGCCCGACCCCCCCGGCGGCGAGAUCGUCCGCGAUCCGAAGACGGGCAAGCCGAGCGGCCUGCUGUCCGAGGCGGCCAGCAUGAAGUUCAUCCCGCUCUACAUGGCGAGGGUGUCGACGGCCGAGGACCGCAUAUCGGCCAUCAAGACGGCCAUCGACGACUACAGCAGCGCCGGCUUCACGGGGCUGAUCGACAUGGCGAUGGAGGAGGACGGGUGGGCCGCGCUGCAGGAGUACCGGCAGCAGGAGAAGGCGGCGGGCCGGAGGUUCCCCGUGCGCUUCGCCGCCUACUGGAUGAUCCUGCCGCGGGACGACGACGCCGAGAACAUCAAGCAGGUCGAGCGGGCGGCGGAGCUCGCGCGGCAGUUCAACCUCGAGACGGACCCGGACUGCCGGCUCGUGGGCAUCAAGCUCGUCUGCGACGGCAUCAUCGACGGGUGCACGGCCAGCCUGAAGGAGCCGUACAGCCACAACAACGACAACUGCGACCCCGUGUGGUCGCCGGAGCACAUGGGCCCCGUCGUCGAGGCGGCGACGCGGCUGGGUCUCCAGGUGGCCCUGCACGCCAUCGGCGACCGCACCGUGGCCAACGCCAUCGACGUCCUCGAGAAGCACGUCGGCCCGGAGCACCGGCCGCGCAUCGAGCACCUCGAGGUCACGACCGAGGCGGACGCGAGGCGGCUCGGGCGGCUGGGGAUCACGGCGUCGGUGCAGCCGGUGCACUCGGACCCGGCGAUCCUCCGGGCGUGGCCGAAGCUCAUCGGCGAGCACCGGUGCGGCCGGGCGUUCGCCUACAGCGAGUUCGCGGACGGGGGCGCGCCGGUGGCCAUCGGGUCCGACGCGCCGACGGCGCCGCACCGCAUCAUGAGCAACCUGUACAUCGCCACGACGCGGCGGUCGGCACGGGAGCCCGGGCUGGAGACGGUGGUGAACCCGCAGUUCGCGCUGUCGCUGUGCGACGUCGUGGCCGGCGCGACCGAGGGCGCGGCGAGGAGCUGCUUCCUCGAGGACCGCGUGGGUUCGCUCGAGGUCGGGAAGAGGGCCGACCUGGCCGUGUUGGAUAUCGAGUGGGAGCCGGCCAAGGCGCUCGAGGCGACGGUUGUCGAGACGUGGUUUGACGGGAAGCUGGUCUAUCCUGUCAAAGAGUGA